Messenger RNA from Perca fluviatilis (European perch), 2312 nucleotides. Its product is annotated as 5-hydroxytryptamine receptor 1-like. Gene Ontology annotation, molecular function: G protein-coupled receptor activity. The coding region runs from base 450 to 1613 and encodes 387 amino acids. Gene Ontology annotation, cellular component: membrane. NCBI's taxonomy places the organism in Eukaryota, Metazoa, Chordata, Actinopteri, Perciformes, Percidae. The record is from RefSeq and is a predicted model, not a curated record. Gene Ontology annotation, biological process: G protein-coupled receptor signaling pathway. The transcript is spliced from 2 exons.
AUAUUGAUUUUCUUUUUAUGUUAGAACUUUAGAGUAUACAGAGCAUCCUCAACACAAGCCAUUAAUCAAAACCGAUGUUUAAAGAGGAAGGUGAAGAAGGGGCACGCAACUGUUCAAUUUACUUUAUGUAAUCACUAUAGCAGGGCAUAGCUAAGGUCAUUCAACUCCACAUGCUCCUGAUUACAGGCUAAUCAACCACGACCAUUUAACCAAUCAGUGCCGGGCAAAACAAAAGGGAAACACCAAUUUAAAACCAGGGGCCCACUUCAGCUCAUUUUUACCGUCUGUAGCGUUUGUCACCAAUUUAAUUCAUCAUGCAGAAAGGUGAAUGGUGAAUGGCUCUUUUUAUCAGUUACAGCACACUGAUGUGUACUAUAACUGGUAGACAGAUUUGUCUAGCAUGAACCAAAGAGCUUUCACAUAAUGAAAAGAACAAAACGGGUGAAAUUAUGGACGUACUCGCAUGGACACAAUGUUUUUUCAUAUUUAACUGCACAGUCUUAACCUUAGCAGUAGUAUUGGGUUUACCUGGGAACUUGUGGGUUUGUUGGGUUGUUUUCAGGACCAAGAGCAUGCAGACCUUCAAUAACGCGCUGCUGGUCAGCUUGGCCGCCAGUGACCUAUUGAAGUGCUCUGUGGACACACCGCUGCUGCUCUUCUCUUUUCUGCGUUACAGGAAGGACAGCCAGGUGUCAGUGUCUGUGUGCACCCUGCAGCAGUUCACCUAUGCCCUGUGCAGCUGUGUCCAGCUGCUCACGCUUGUCAGCAUCAGCGUGGAGCGCUUCCAAGCCAUCGCGUUCCCUUUCCAAACCGAGAGGAGGAAAGCGAGGGUCAGUCUCUGGAUCCUGUCCAUCUGGGCAUGCGGACUCAUUUUGGCUAUAAUCUCUCUGACUCUUUCCAAAAAGGCGCUUUUUUACAUGCUCUGCCGUUCGCACCUCGGGGGUCAUGGCGACGAGCGUCUACAAUAUUCGGAUCCAUUUGGACCCUACGUGCUGGUCCCGGUGUGGGUAUUGUCUCUGACUGUGAUUGUUAUCCACUACGUACGGAUAUUCAAUGUUGUUAGACGGCACCGAAAGAAAGUGUUCAGUCAGGAAGUCCAGCUGAGGGCGACGGUCUCGGAACACGUCUGUGGCUGUGUGAGUGUCAAUGCUUCAGCACCACGGACAGCUCCGCCGGGCUCCUUCAGCCCGUUGCCUCCCAGCCGGACGGUGCUCUUGGUGGCCGAGGCCAGUGCUCCCUGUGCGGGCUCCUCCACAGGAGGCGCCCCAGGAAGACCUCCGGAGAUUGUUGGGGCAGUGUGUCUUCUGACCCCUGGGGCCAGGGAGCGGGGGAAGAAACAGAUGGAAAGGAAGCUGGCCCAGCGUUUUGGGUACAUAAUCAUUGCGUUCACGCUUUCCUGGGUGCCUAUGGUGGUUAUUUUGCUAACGAACGUCAUCUCGUGGCAUAACACUGACAAAUUGCUGAUGGAGCUGGAGACAUCAGCUAUGGUGCUGACCUGUGUGCAGGCUGCAGUGGAUCCCCUCAUCUAUACAUUAGUCACUAGACAGUUUCGCUCUGAACUCAGCAAGAUCCUCUCCUCCAUCCCAAGGUGUCCCCGAGAACGGAGUGCCUGAAGGUUCAAAAAUGUUUGAACAUUUGGAUCACAUGUACUGCACUUUUGAGAAAUCACGCACGCACACACACACCUGAUAGUUGACAUCUGUCUGAAUGGCUGGAUAUGAAACUGUUGUGCUGUGUGCUUCUCAUUACAUUCAAGUAUAUACAACAGGGAAAACAUGAAAUUAGGCUAAAAAAGUGAAUGAUCAAAAUAAUAAUCUUUCAUUAUUAGCUAAGCUAUUUCAUGGUGCAUAACCAUGUCACUCACACACAGAGUGAUUUAGAGGUGAAUGAAAAAGAGAGACCACAGAUUCAGUAUUUGUGGCAGAUAUAGAUGUUUUAUCAGGCGUUUCACAGUCGGGACACAAGACAAGGUCAUAAAUAAUAUCCAACACCUGACAAGAUACGCACAGCAGUAGUCUCAACAACAGCAGGUGGAAUAGGAGGGCAAAGCAAAGAGUGAGAGAGAAACUGACUGAGCCCAGAAAAAAGACAAUCAAAGGGGAGUACAUAACAGAGAAAGAGAGAGACAAAACACAAUCACAGACAUCUGUUUUUGUUGUUUGUAAAUAAAAAUGCAAUCCUUUGACACUUUGAGUGGAGAAAUGCUUACAUAAUAAAUAAACUGUGUCAUUUGAAAGUGCAGCUGACACAACACAACCUGUCUUGAAACAGGGAAGCAGUAAAUAAUUCACGUUAAAUCACUGUCCAAGCAA